CCCGUUCUUCCGGGAAAAUGGCGGCUCCCGCUCGUACCUCGGAGUCCACGCCGGCGGCGGAUCCGGCGCUAGCUGCGGGGGCUGCUGAGGAAACCGACUGCCCGCCGCCUCGCCAGCCUCAGCCCCCGCAGAAUGUCCUCGCUGGCCCGCGGCUUCGAGCCCCAAGUUCCCGAGGACUUGGGGCGGCGGAGUUUGGCAGAGCUGCGGGAGAUGUUGAAGCGCCAGGAGAGACUUUUGCGCAACGAAAAAUUCAUUUGCAAAUUGCCCGACAAAGGUAAAAAGAUCUUAGACUCUGUUGCCAAAGUGAAAGCUGCCAUUGCCGAAUGUGAAGUUAGAGGAAAAAGUGGACUGUUUCAUCCUGUUAGUUUAGACUGUAAGCUACGGCAAAAAGCAGUUGCAGUUGUUGAUGUGGACACUGAAACGGCCCAGAGUUCUGACCGGAUACUUGAUACUUCAUCGCUAGUCUGUGGCUCUUCCUCUGUAAGUAACACCGAGUCAUCUAAAACCACCUCCCAGCAGCGGGGACUUGUACAUCCUCCUCACGAAGGCGAUGAAGAGGCUCCCGAAGUUGAGUACAUAGUGAGCGCGUGCCCAGCUUCCCGUAGCAGAGCCAGCGCGCCUUCCUCCUGCGCAGCUGGUGAGCGUCUCCUUCAGCAUCAUGUUUCAAGUCAAGCAGAAGAUAAUUUGAGCAGCUCUGACAGCCUGUUUAUUAAUAGGUUACAGAGGAUCACAAUUGUGGACUCAGGUGAAGAGUACUCAGAAGAGAACAGGAGUGCUGAGAACUUGGCAAGGUUCGAUAGUGGGGCACAGAAGAAGCCUCAUUUCAUGGAAGUGCUAGAAACUCGAGCCAAAAACCCAGUACCCCUACUACAUAAAUUUAAAACUAAUGUAUUACCUUCACAACAGAAUGAUUCAUCUAGUCAUUGGCAGAGAAGAGGGUCUCCCAUCUCCUCGGAAGAAAGGCAGCUCAGGGAUAAGAAGCAUCUUGAUGAUGUCACAGCAGCCCGACUUCUGCCACUUCACCAUAUGCCCGCACAGCUGCUCUCCAUAGAAGAAUCUUUGGCACUUCAGAAACAACAGAAACAGACUUAUGAGGAGAUGCAGGCCAAACUCGCAGCACAAAAAUUAGCUGAAAGACUGAACAUUAAGAUGCAGAGCUAUAAUCCCGAAGGGGAGGCUUCAAGGAAGUACCGAGAAGUGAGGGAUGAAGACGACGAUCAGUCCUCUGGAGAUGAAUUCUGAAGAUGCCAGUGGGAUGUAAAUCUCUGCUUGUUGAGUUGUCAUGAUCCUACAUCAGACUUUCAAACACGUAUCAAGAUCGGUGUCAGACAUUGUCGAGGAAAGGAAUUUUUUAAAGUUACACAAAGGUAGCUAUAAAAACAGCCCAGUUUGUCUUAUCAAAAGAUGACUUUCAUGUGCUUAAAAAGUUUAAUAUUUGAAUAUUGUGUUUUAACCAUACUGUAUUAAAGUUUUGCAGUAUGUUGUGUGUUGGUCUGAUAUUUUAGUACAUAGUAAGCACAGGAUUUUUUUUUCUAAGCCAAAUGAAGCAGGUAACUGCUCUUUUCCUGGCUCUUACCUCUGUGGAAUAACAUUUAUUACAUGUCUGUCAGUGAAAUACUUGGUUGCCCCAGGCAUCACCUAAAAUGAAUUAGGAACAUAAAGUUUCUUCCUUUUUCAAGGAAUGAAGAGAGCAGCCCAGAAAAUUUUAUGCAUGUUUGCAUGGGGUUAAUGAAGUAAUUGGAUGUGAAAUACCUAGGAAGACACUCCUAGAGGAUUCUGAAAUGUUUGUUUCCUUCUUCUGUCUUCUCUUAGGAAGAAUGUUACCUUUUUAUUAGGAAUAGGAGUACUUUUAGUUGGUGCUGGAGGGUGGACGGUCUUUCUGGAUGAUCAUAUUUGCCCAAAGUGACACAAGAUACAGGAAAAGUCUAGGGUGACUAGGUGAAGGGAGGAGCUGUUCUUAGGCUUGAUCUGACUUGAGUUCAUUGCUCUAAGAGGCGACAGGUUCAGUUUGGUAAGAAAACAAAAUUUUUUUAAACUACAAUUGAAUUGUCAAUACACCGCCUCUCCCCACUCCGCAAGAGCCAUAUAUAGGCUACAGAAAUCUCAGUCUCAUAUGUAUACACAUUUAUGUACUUUUCAAGGAUUACAUGGUUUUCAGAGAUUUCUUUGUUUAAUAUGUUAGAGAUUCUAAACAGUGCUGAAAGGAAGAAUAAAAUAUUAGAGCAACUUCACAGUGUUAAUGGUGAUGUUUUAUGGGUGUUUAAUUAAGUUUAACUUGCUUUAAAAGAGACUUUCAUAUAAGACAUUUUCCUGCAAACACAUUUAGGAGUGCCAGGAAGGGCUGGGUUUUCCAGCAUGGACUUCCAGAUAGGGCUGGUGCUUUCCAUCCCCUCCCCCCACCCCUCCCCUGGCACCCUUCUGCCCUCCCCCUAAAAAUGUGCAAAUACACUGAGCUAACAAAUUCAUUAUUUCUCCUUUUAAAAAACAAUAAAAAAUGGAUUUCACAACAUAGAAUUAUUCCUUAGAGAAUAAAAUGAUACAUUUCUGGAAAGCCAAGUAAUGUGGAAGGCGUCCCAUGCGUGGACACACAGUCCCCUGUCGUCAGAUCACCCAGAGAGUGCCUCUGUUAAGAUUUGGGUAUAUCUACUUUACAUACUCUUCCAUAUGUUUCUAUUUUCAAUAAUGCAGUCAUACGGCACAGUUGUUUUAUAGCCUGCUCUAUGUAUGGUAAACAUUUUCCCAUUAGUAGAUACUUUGCAUUUUAGAUAGCUCCAGAAUAUUCAAUUUUAUGGGUGUGCCCUAACUUUUAAAAUUAAUUUAUUGUUUAACAGUUUGUUUGUUACAGCGUAAACUGUAAUCAACAAUGCAAUCAACAUCUUAAAAGAUAAUCACAUUUGUACAAAAAUUCUUUCCAGAAAAUACCUUUCUAUAAGUGAGAUUGCUAGUUGGGAGUAUAGCUAAGUUUUUGAGAUUCUUGAUCUAUAUCACUCACCACAAAGACUGUGUCCCUUUAUGUUUCUCCAAGCAAUAUCAAACUCCCAGGACUGAAAAUGGCUAUUUAAAGUGUUUGCUAACUGAAUAAUCACAGGAAAGGAUGAUUUUUUAAAUUUAUGUUUCUUUGCUUAAUGAAGGGUGAGUGAUUUUUCAUGUCUGUUGACCAUUUAUGUUCAUUCUUUUGAGCAUUGCUUAUUCAUAUCUUAACUGUAUUUUCUUGGACAAUAUGCUGUUUUUAUUGGUCUAUAAAUUCUUGAUGAAUUAAGA
Messenger RNA from Mustela lutreola (European mink), 3261 nucleotides. It is a transcript of the gene POLR2M, whose product is annotated as RNA polymerase II subunit M. The record is from RefSeq and is a predicted model, not a curated record. Bases 133 to 1242 code for a protein of 369 amino acids. Gene Ontology annotation, biological process: intracellular signal transduction; transcription elongation by RNA polymerase II; maintenance of ER location. Gene Ontology annotation, cellular component: intracellular anatomical structure; nucleus; RNA polymerase II, holoenzyme. The transcript has 4 exons. Gene Ontology annotation, molecular function: transcription elongation factor activity. NCBI's taxonomy places the organism in Eukaryota, Metazoa, Chordata, Mammalia, Carnivora, Mustelidae.